AUGUGUAUUGACAUUUUAUUGGGAAUAUUAAAUCAGAUAUUCCUUUUGUGAUAAAAUGGCUGAGAAACCGAAGACGGACAAAGUCUCCAAAAUGAGUUUGAAGUCCACGGAGCAACCUAAGCCUGCCAAAGACGAACUGAUACCGGCGCUGACCCCGGGCGACAGCAAGGUCUGGCAGUACGCCCGUCCGAUGAAAAUGCCAAACCCAAAAAAAGAUUUCCAAAUAUCCAAACGGUACUUGCAAAAACUUGGCAUCAACGAUGAAUCCGUCUGGGAACUCUUGACCCACGCUUUGCAGAGAGUGAGUGAGUAUAAAGGUGAAGUCACAGUUGACACGUUCCAACACAUCAUAAGGAAUUUGCUCAAAAAUGUACGUGUGAGGGAACCGGCUCCGUUUCGUGAAGUGUACACCGAACCUUUGGCCAGGGUGCCCAGUGAAAACGCGAGAGGUUUGUACACCGGCCUGAAGUACAAAUGGGACAACGACGAAAGGGAGCCUGAUCCCAACACCGUACCCGACCCCCAGUACCUCGAAAAGAUGAGACUUUUGACAGAAGCAGGAGUCGGCCUGACAAAAGUCGAAAUUUACGAUGUCAUGAUCGCCAUGAAAAAGGUCACGGAACAGAACAACAUCUCAAAAGCGCGCUUUUGGGGGAAAAUAUUCGGCCUCCACAAAAAUUAUUACGUUAUUGAAGCGGACCCGCACCCCGAUGUUAUAACUCAAGCUAAAGAGGCGGAAAAAUUGAUGACCUCCAUGGCGAAGGCGAGCGCUGCAGCUGAAGCGGCGAAAGGACACUUGAGAAAGCAAGAAGCCGACGUAGUCGAGAAGCUCCGAGGUAUGAAAGAAGAAGUAGUCGCCAUCAAAGAAGGAAUCGUGAAAGCUUUGGCCGAAGUCGAAGCCCAGAAACCGCCGGAGCAGCCCGAACCUCCGGGCCCUCCGUUUUUGAAUCUUCUCGCGAAAUACAAAAUGCCUCCAGUGCCACAGCCCCCGGGGUUCAAAGAAAUAGUCGUCCCGCCAGAGCCUCUCGGAGAAGGUCUGAACUGGAAGCAGUAUUACGUGUGCAACAACCCUUACGAUCAUUGGGUAAGGUUACCUGAGGUGACGCCCCUGCAGAUAACGUGCGCCAGGACUAUUACCAGAUUUCUCACAGGUGAUCUGGAACACGAAUUUCUCUCGUUUCCCCAAUUCCCAGGGAAAGAAAAACAUUUGCUCAGAGCUCAGAUUGCCAGAAUCACGGCCAGUACGACGAUAUGUCCUGUUGGAUAUUACAUCACCCAACUGGGUGAAGAAGAGAUCAUGGGAGACGACGUGAUUCCCGGCGGCUUCAUAGAAAACCCAGACUACCACCCACCACCGCUCAAAUGCCUCUUGCAUUCCGAGAGGAAAUAUUGGAUGCACUGUCGCCAAUACAUCUUGCCCCAAGGGAGGACCAAGUACUGGAAGAAACCCGACGACUUCGGUGAGUUCGGAGAAGCUUGGGCGGACUGGGACGAAGACGAGUUGAAAGGGCGUUUCGGACCUCCGCCUCUCACACUUAUCAGCAGAGAUGAUUCGCCCGAUGCGGAUAAAUGUUGGUCCCUUCGAAGGGCCUACAGGUCGAUGGGGAAGAACCAGAUCGUGAUGGCGCGUUCCAACGUUUGGCCAGGUGCCUUCUGCGUCAACCGCGGUUACACCUUCGUCAACAUCUACGUCGGCCUCGGUACCAAACACUUCGCUAACUACUUCUGGCCGUCUCCCGUCCCUCCGAUCUGGUGGGAGUACGAACACGGCCCGGAAAUCAUGGAAAUCGCGGACCCUACUCCAGAAGAAGAAGAGGCCUGGAGGCUGGCGCAUAUGCCGAAAGUUCCACAGCCUCCGGUCAAAGGUGUGCUCGGUGAAGGUGGUGAAGGAGAAGAAGAAGAAGAACUCUAGUGUCUUAUUUCUUGUUUGUUUUUGUUUUUCUUCCAAUUUUCAAAUGCAAUUUUUAAUUUCCACGAACAAUUUGAUCUACAACAUAUGUGCUUUCGAAAAAACGAAAGUUUUUAAAUAGUGUUGACAUACCUUCGCUUCGUAGUUCUACAUUAUUUGAACGUUCGAAAAGUUUUUUUUAUUUAUUCAAGUUGCGCCCGGUCUUUCUUUCUGAGGAGAAUAACUAUCUGAGGAUGAAAGAAUAAAAGACGCGAACAGGUUUGACAGACUGACACAUACUGACUUUUCAGGCAAGUUUAAACAAAUACGAUAUUUCUUUUAAAUACAUAUAUUUAUUGCAAAAGUU
This is a messenger RNA of Cimex lectularius (bed bug), 2255 nucleotides long. Its product is annotated as radial spoke head protein 6 homolog A-like. NCBI's taxonomy places the organism in Eukaryota, Metazoa, Arthropoda, Insecta, Hemiptera, Cimicidae. Bases 56 to 1912 code for a protein of 618 amino acids. The record is from RefSeq and is a predicted model, not a curated record. The transcript is spliced from 2 exons. Gene Ontology annotation, biological process: cilium assembly; cilium movement involved in cell motility; axoneme assembly. Gene Ontology annotation, cellular component: radial spoke; axoneme.